GCAGUGUUCGUAUGGUGAUUUUUUACGAUUGUACAGUUUUUAAGUGAGUUAUGAACAUUUUUAAUUUAUGCUAUAUUAUGUACACAUAACUUUCUAUAAAAUUGAACCACCGUAACAAGACCGACAUACAAACACAGAUAAUAAUGUUCUUACCAUCAAGUUUCAUAAUUGUCAGAUUCACUCUAACUUUUAAACCAACAGAGCUGUACGUUAUCUGCUGAGCUUAAAUUUGCCAUGAUACACACUUGUAGGACGGAGACAACAAAUAUCCGUGUGGCGUCCUUUUAAGAGCUUAUUUGAACGAUGUUAUACUGUUAUAGUGCUGGACCUCCAAGCCCUAGACUUAAUAAGUGCACAAUUUAAAAUGCAACAUCUACAAAAAAUACCAAUAUACACUAGGUAGUUGUAAACCAGCCAAAUUCUAGUACACAAAAUCAUCUUAUGUGGAAAUGUUUCAAGUACUACAACUCUUACGUCAGCAGACAUGACGUUUUUUGUGAUAGUAUUAAACUGGAAACAGACGAUGGGACUUUAAUAUUUGGACAUAUAGUGGUUUUAACAUCGGCUAGUUCAUAUUUCCAUGCAUAUUUCAUACAUUUUGCAGAAAAGAAUAAAGAUCUUAUUGUUACAAGACAAUUAGAUUCUACCACCUUACAACUCAUGGUAGAACUUAUUUAUUUCGGAAAAAUUAUGGUCACCAAAAAAAUAGAAGAGGUUGUGACUGACAAAUUCCUAACCUUAUCAUCUGAACAGGUCUUUAAGUUGGUCUCCAGUUAUGAGCUUACAGUUCAAUCUGAAGAAAGACCUAUGUUACCGAUGCCAAUUUUGGUAUACCAUCUAGCUCAUCUUCCUCAAUUAAAGAGAAAACAUGAAUUAACUCAAAUUUCUAGGUUUUUGGUAGUGUCGUCAUAA
Messenger RNA from Acyrthosiphon pisum (pea aphid), 912 nucleotides. RefSeq lists its product as uncharacterized. The transcript has 4 exons. NCBI's taxonomy places the organism in Eukaryota, Metazoa, Arthropoda, Insecta, Hemiptera, Aphididae. Gene Ontology annotation, molecular function: protein binding. Bases 442 to 912 code for a protein of 156 amino acids. The record is from RefSeq and is a predicted model, not a curated record.